Ostreococcus lucimarinus CCE9901 is the source of this 1032-nucleotide messenger RNA. RefSeq lists its product with no specific name. The transcript has a single exon. Gene Ontology annotation, biological process: protein deubiquitination. Gene Ontology annotation, molecular function: cysteine-type endopeptidase activity; cysteine-type deubiquitinase activity. The annotation marks the transcript as partial. The record is from RefSeq and is a predicted model, not a curated record. Lineage: Eukaryota; Viridiplantae; Chlorophyta; Mamiellophyceae; Mamiellales; Bathycoccaceae. Gene Ontology annotation, cellular component: cytosol; nucleus.
AAGACGCUCGGCGACGCGUUCCCACCGUCGGCAAAGUUUUUUGGAUUGGAAAACUUUGGCAACACGUGCUACUGUAACUCGGUGCUCCAGGCGCUGUACGCGUGCGAUGAGUUUCGAGAACGAUUGAUCGAACAUCACGCGGCGGCGAACGAUGGGACGUCGACGAGCGGACGAGGAAAGGAGACGCCCGACAGCAUGCUGGCGGCGCUCGGGGAUCUGUUUCGAGAGAUUUCGGGACAAACGAAACGCACGGGAUACGUCAGCCCGAGGGCGUUCAUCGAACGGUUGAGGAAGGAUAACGUGUUGUUUCGAGGACACAUGCAUCAGGAUGCGCACGAGUUUUUAAACUUCUUGCUGAAUGAGUGUUGCGAAAAUUUACAGACGAAGUUGAAGCGAGACGGCGCGUGGGAACCGGGGAAGAAGACGUGGAUACACGAUGUGUUCGAGGGGAAACUGGCGAAUCAGACGCGGUGUUUAUGGUGUGAGAACACGACGAAUAGAGAGGAGUGCUUUUUGGACCUGUCGGUUGAUGUCGAGCAGAACACUUCCAUCACGGCGUGCUUGAAUAAUUUCAGCGCCAAGGAGUUGUUGGACAAAAACGACAAGUUUCAGUGCGAUCGAUGCGGUGGGUUACACGAGGCGCAGAAGCGAAUGCUGAUUCAUGAAGCGCCGAAAGUAUUGUCGUUACACUUGAAGCGGUUCAAGUACAUCGAGGCGCUCGGCAGGCACGCGAAACUGAAUCAUCGCGUGGUGUUCCCUUCCGAAUUGAAAAUUCCCAACUUGAUAGACGAAGCGGAGAAUCCCGAUGCGAGUUAUAAGCUUUUCGCCGUCGUCGUUCACAUCGGCUCCGGGCCUAAUCACGGACACUACGUGUGUUUCGCCAAGAAUAAUCAUCGCUGGUUCUUGUACGAUGACGAUUGCGUUGAAGUCGUGGAUGAAGAGCAGCUUCAACAAGUCUUUGGCUCGACGACGGAUGGCGGCUCCGCGGGGAGCGAGCACGGAUACAUUUUGUUCUACGCCCGAUCUGAAGGU